UCCUUUGGAUGUCGAUUGGAGACCCUAUGACUGAGAAGGGACUGAGGGGGGCUAAUGAGAACGGCCUCCGUGGUCAUCACAUCGGUGGAGGCAGGACAGGCCACCCCUGUGUGGUCCCACUGUGCCAGUUCUGGGGGUCCCUCAUGGACCCAGGCCACACCCCUCCCUCAGCACUUGGAACAGGUGGGAGACAGCAGCCCAUGGAACCAGUGGUUCCCCACAUCUCCUGAUCUGCAACCAGCAUCCUCGAAGAGCUGCUACCCAUGGAAGUCGCUUUGGUCUCAUUUCCACCAACCCCACUGCUGUGCAGGGAAAAGACAGACCCACCAUGUCCGGGUCCGCGUACCAUGCCCUUCCCCCAGCCUGCGUGCUCCAAAUCAGGGCUGGUCGUUGCACGGGGGUUGCUGCUGCAUCAUCAAGCCCCCUCUGUGCAGACGGGCUUCUGCCUCUGCCCUUGGUGUUCGAAAGGCGUCUUUCACGGCCCCUCUUCUGACCCCUUGUUCGAGAACGGGCGCGGCGGCAAACCGAUGCUUCGCAGCCUUUUUGAAUUACACGGGUGGUGUGAAUGCUCGUGGUUUCCGAUGCCCCAACAAGCAGUUUCCGUCAGCGAUGGAUGCCAGGAGCCUGAACCUGGGCCCGUUGACACCGGGACUGCUGCACCAGGAGACGGUGGUGAGUUGGAACUGCAAACGCACAGCUGAGCAAUGGUGUCAGGAUUGGCCAUCAUCACCGUCCUCCUCAAAAUGCCAAAAACUCUGCUUGCUGGCAUUUGCUCUGCAGACAGGGAUUCUGCCCGGUGUAGAAUCUAGGUCGUCCUGGUGCUCCUGCAGUGGUGGUCUCUGGGACCUCAACUCCCGUCCGCACCCAGUGACCGUCGCAGCAGCAAGGAUGGCUGCAGAUGGUGGUCCAACCACCAACCGCUGGAACAGAGGUCACCGUCUCUGUUUAGAUCACCUCAAAUGGGCGACUGUGGAUGCGAUGGGACCAGCUCGUUCUGCGUUCCGGAGGUGGACAGCCAAUGGCAUGGCAAACAGAUUCACAACACGUGGGAAGCUUCAUGUUGCUGAUAAUGAUGGCCGCAGAUGCUCUGUCUGUUUGCUCCCCUCAUCGCUGGCUGCAUGGAGAGGUCCUCGCUGGCGAUCUCGACCUUCGCCUCUGUCCCACUCUGCAGUUCGAUCCGUUCGAUUGCCUCAUUGCAUUCUCUUGACCGUUGAUGAGCCUUGGUGCGAUGCAUCUGGCUCUGGCUCUGCACAUGCUUGUCGCUGGUUUACUAUUUGCCGAGCAUAUCACUUUCUGCGUGCAUCAGGAAGAACGCUCAACUCUUCGACACACCACCUCCAAGGCAAAGUGCUGAUGAGGGUGCAUUCCCGAGACGGAUCAGGUUGGAUAAGGCGCACAAAUGCAAACCUCCGACCGAGGCGGUAUCCUGCAAGACGAGACCCCCAACCUCGACAGUUACCCAAGAAACCUUUUAUCUGUGGUCAAACCCCCCAUGAACCAUGCAAAUCCACGACCCCCACCGAGCCGGUAAAUGAAGGGGGCAAAGCGAUUGGCUGGGUGACACCUGUCAGACGACAACCUCAGCAGGUUGUGGAUGGCUUGAGCGAUGACAACCGGUGUCAGCAGCUUAGAUCAGAGGCCUAUCAGCAGUUGUUCCUGAAGGAACAGUCGAUCCGAAAUGAGAAGAACAGAAGUAAGGUGGUGGCGAAGAUAUUCAGCAGAUGGAUCACAAGCUUGUGGAGUUUUGUCAAAGGGGGGUUAAAGGUGAAGUUGAUUCAUUCUUUGGCCCAUAUGAGUCGUCAAGGGGGGUGUAAAGGCCGAAGCAAGAACACUGAUCUGCCUUCAGACAGUUGUCGUACAGGGCAUUGUAUAGCAGAAAGGAGUAUUGCUGAUGAAAUGAACCCCUGCUCCUUGCCAUGUGUUCGAGAACAAUCGUCAACAAGGUUGGCCACUACUGGCUCAGCGCCCAGCACUGAGCACGAACUGCGUCAUCACAGUGUGCCUGAUCUCAGCAUCAACUGUCGGGGUUCGGUAAUUUGUUUGGUCCCAGCAGCGGUGCUCUUGAUGGCAGGUUUUGCCCGUCAGAUAUCUCUCCUACCAUCUGCCAACCCCCUCCGUUUCAAAGCCCCGGUAGCCCAUGUCUGCGGUAGUAGGGGGGGCAAGAUGGACGCCUCAGUGGUGGUUGGUUCUCCCUUGAGGAGGGAGAUGUGGGAAGUUCCUGAUGCUCCCUGCUUUGAGGACCACCUGCAUGACCUGCCGUUUGCAUCGAUUAAGCUAGGGGGACGACAUAUGAUUCGGAAAACGACAAAAGUGAAUGGUGUAGAAGAUCGGAAAUUGAAGGGGGACCAAAAGGACCCCAUUAGGAAGGAAGAUCAAGAAAGACAGAAAGGGAAAGUGGCACCAUCUCCAUCCAGGGUUGAAGAGGUCUUGGAGGUUGUUCCCCCUCUGCAUAGCUAUCCUUCAGAUCGUAUGGAUGCUUCUUUUGGCCCUCCACCUUUGUUGCCCCAAAGUGGUGUGGGAGAGUGUCUUAAGGAGCAAGGGGGAGGGAUCAGACCUACUCCACCGAGUUAUCGAGUCUGGCAGGAUGGGGGGACCCACAUAUGCAGCGAAAUGUAUCUGGGUGGGGAGGACACAGUGCUGAAGGAUGGAGUAGUGCCAGACAAAAGAAGUGUUGAGGGAGCAAAUCCAGAGUUGGAAGCGGGAGAAGGAGGUAAAGAGAGACUUGGGAGAAGUGUGGUUAGAAUUGGAACAGCUAGGGUUAUCCGGGACAAAAGACAAAGGCGGGGACGGCAUAGGCGAAGGCAGAAACCUAUGACGACAACAGUUGCAGCAUCAGGUAGCGACCCGAGGGUGCAAAAACAGUAUGCCAAAAAGAGGGAUGCAAAUAAGCCUAUCUCGAAGGUUUAUGUUGGGCUUGGGGAAGAGGUGGAAGUCAUAAGACUGGGGGAGUGGGAAUGGAGCAAUGCAGAGCUGGCACCAGUAGACCUUUCUGUAGCAGGUGCUGAAGAGUACAAUUCUGUUGUGGAGGUCCCUAAUCCCAGGAAAUGGGGCUAUUGGGUUUCAGACCAAGCCAGAGUGCUUUCGAGAGAGGAGGUGGACUCUUUAAACCGUACAAUCACGGAGAUGUAUAAUUCAACGGGUGUAGAUAUGACUAUCGUCACUGUCAAGCGUGUGGGGACCACAGUGGGGAGCGCAGACAGCCUAGCACGCAGGUUAUACCAUUAUUGGGGUCUGGGUGUAGAGAGAGAAGGGUGUGGGGUGCUGCUGUUGAUGGUGACAGAUUCGGGAAGGGUGGAAGUGGAAGUGGGAGAGAGACUAGGUGAUAAACUUGACUUAGUGAGGAGAAGCAGUGGGGAGCUUGGGAGCCAGGGUGGACGAUGGGGGGCGGAUAGAGGGGGUAGCUGCUGGGUGAAAUGGCUGAAGGAGAAGAGGAUUAGACCUAAAAUGCGGCUUGGAAGAUAUGGUGCUGCAGUCAUGGCAGGGGUGAAUGAGGUGGUUGAGCGUGUCGCCGAGCUUUAUGGGGACGCGCCAAAGCCAUCCAUGUACGUGCCAGCUCGCAGGAGAUUACAAGUGGUUGAUGCCUUGUGGAUGGGUUUGAUUUCCUUUCUUGUGGCAGGAGGUAUAUGGAUGCACUGUGGAAAAGCACUGAGGAAAUUUGGCCUUAGCAGGAGUACCAAUUAUCCUAACGUUAAGCGGUAUUUAGCAAAAGGGUCAGGAAAGGAGACUGCAGGCGACGUUUUGAACCGGUUGAUUAGGAGAUUCCAUGAGAAAGGUGGAAAUCCAGUGUGGGAUCUAUACAUGCUUUCAAAAGGUGCGCCAAGGGUGAUGCUGGGUCCGGUUGAUGGGCUGGGGUUCCUCCACAGACAAAGAAGCAAGCAAUCAGCUGCCAGCGAUCGAAGAGCUGAGGUAACCGAUUCCAGUGUGUGGUUGUAUGCUCAAGGAGAGCGUACCAGGCCGGGAAGUGUUGCAUUGGAUUUAGAAUCUACGGACAAGGAGUGUGGCAAAAGAACUGUCGAUGGGGGACACUCUCGUCUGGCCUGGUGCCAAGCAGAGCCCAAGGAAUCAGCCUCGUUAAGACCAUCGAGGAGGUCUCCGUUGUUUGGUGGUUUGCUGAAGGGGAAGAAGAUGGACCCAGAGGGAGAGAAUUGUUGUGGGUCUGCUCAGUCUGGAAGGCUGUCAUUAAGCAGGGAGGGUCCGGAUGACGAAGCAAGAGCGACAAGAGUUACAGACACCGAAGACGGCGAGCAUGGGAUCUUGGCAUGGGGAACUGCAGUCCAGCCAAUUAUCCUGGAUGGAUAAGAGACAGAACAUAAAGGCUUAAUCUGAGCUGAGGUGAUUUGGAAGCCAACUUGUAUAUAUCGAAGACAUCCAAAGCAGCAGUGACAUAGACAUUUUCAUAGCACCGCUUCUGGCAGAAGGGAGCCCAAGGGAUCACAACAGGGUCCAGAUUCGAGAAGCAUCUUGAGAGGAGGGCCUUCCCAGCGCUGCAGGAUGAUCAACUUAAGUGCAAGGUACAGCAUGAAUGGAGGGGAUUUUUUCUUUUUUUUGUCUUGAUGGACGGAGGAGGAUCGAUUUCAGAAUGGAGGAUUUAGAAGUGUAACUACAUUUCAUUUACUGUUGUCCUUUCCAGUGAGGUGAUUGGUUGGCUGGUUUGGUUAAUCAUUGGCUGGUUGGUUAAUCAUUGGCUUGAGUGGAUUGUUUAACCAUUGGCUGGUUUGGUUAAUCUCUGGCUUGGCUGGUUUGGUUAGUCUAUGGCUGGGUUGGUUAGUCAUUACCUUGGCUGGUUUGAUUAAUAAUUGCCUGGUUUGGUUAAUCUAUGGCUUGGCUGGUUUGGUUAGUAUAUGGCUGGCUUGGUUAAUCAUUGCCUUGGCUGGUUUGAUUAAUAAUUGGCUGGUUUGGUCAGUCGUUGGCUUGACUGGAUUGUUUAAUCGUUCGCUGGUUUGAUUAAUCAUUGGCUGGUUUGAUUAAUUAUUGGCUUGGCUGGUUUGGUUAAUCAUUGGCUUGGCUGGUUUGGUUAAUCAUUGGCUUGGCUGGUUUGGUUAAUCAUUGGCUUGGCUGGUUUGGUUAAUCAUUGGCUUGGCUGGUUUGAUUAACCAUUGGCUAGGGGUUUGGUUAAUCAUUGGCUGAUUUGGUUAAUCAUUGGCAUGCUAGUGGUGUAUGUGCUAUGUGGUAAAUUUAGCAAAGAGGGAUACAAGUAAUGGCCGUCAAAUUCGAAUUCCGAAGAUUUCUUUAAUUCAAUUUCAAAUUGCAAUCCUUUUUGUUGGAGCUAUUGAAUUCUAAUGUAAUCAAGUUUUGAUCUGACCUGUGAGUAAACUAGCAGUACAGCA
Molecule: messenger RNA, 5327 nt
Organism: Chara braunii
Lineage: Eukaryota; Viridiplantae; Streptophyta; Charophyceae; Charales; Characeae
Source: the annotation of a GenBank genome assembly